This is a messenger RNA of Diprion similis, 1965 nucleotides long. Its product is annotated as glucose dehydrogenase [FAD, quinone]-like. The transcript is spliced from 3 exons. The record is from RefSeq and is a predicted model, not a curated record. Gene Ontology annotation, molecular function: flavin adenine dinucleotide binding; oxidoreductase activity, acting on CH-OH group of donors. The coding region runs from base 1 to 1965 and encodes 654 amino acids. Lineage: Eukaryota; Metazoa; Arthropoda; Insecta; Hymenoptera; Diprionidae.
AUGGAAAUUGUACCCGACAGAAAUACGCCUUUACCCCAACUUAUUGUUAAGUGGGCAUAUACCGGGAUCCGCUUAGCCUUAUCCCCCGGGGCAACAAUCGGGUACUUUGCAUUUUUCGAACUUCUGAUAUUGCUUUUGCGACCUGACAUUGUCGACAAGGAUAACAGAGUACGCAUCGUUCCAACGGAAGAGUUGCCAAAUCAGUUCGACUUUAUAAUAAUUGGAUCGGGAUCUGCAGGAGCUGUACUUGCCAACAGAUUAACGGAAAAUAAGAAUUGGACUGUCUUGCUUUUGGAGGCAGGAGGUGAGGAAGGAGUCAUCUCUGCUGUACCUGCAUAUUCUUUCGAACUUUUAAACACAGGUUUGGACUGGCAAUUCAAAAGUGAACCUUCGUCGACGUAUUGUCAAGGCAUGGUCAACAAUCAAUGCCCCAUGUACACAGGUAAAGUACUUGGAGGAACCAGCAGCAUCAAUACCUUACUAUACGUACGUGGAAAUCAAAGAGAUUACGACAACUGGGAGGAUUUAGGAAAUCCUGGUUGGGGAUACGAUGACGUUUUACCAUAUUUCAAGAAGGCAGAAAAUGUCACGAUUCCCGAACUCCGCGAAUCACCUUAUCGCGGAACCUCCGGCCCACUGACAGUUGAAAACCCAAGGUACGAGCACCCGAUAAAAAGAUACUUUUUGAAUGCUACAUCUGAAAUGGGUUACCGUCAGGUGGAUAUAAACGGUAAGACGCAGAUGGGAUUUGAUAGACCACAAAGCACGACAAGAAAUGGCCUCCGAUGCAGCACGGAGAGAGCCUAUCUGCGAUCCGCAGCUGAUAGGAAAAACCUAUACAUUAGUACGAAUUCUUUGGUCCAUAAGAUUCUCAUGGAUAAAACUACAAAAACAGCUUACGGUGUUGAAUUUGUCCGAGAAAACAUAAGGCGCAGCGUUCGUGCAAGAAAAGAAGUAAUACUCUCAGCUGGCGCUGUUCAAUCGCCUCAUCUGCUAAUGCUCUCAGGAAUUGGACCCAAAGAACACCUGGAAGAUGUUGGAAUUAAGGUUAUUCACGACAGCCCCGGAGUCGGGCAAAAUCUUCAGGAUCAUAUUACGAUUGGUGGACUCACUUUUCCAAUUGAUCCACCAUAUGACACAUCCACAACAACUCUAGCACAAGUUACAGACUUUCUCGUGAAAAGAGAGGGUCACCUAUUUGGUAUAGGCGUCUGCGAAGUACUGGGUUUCAUGAAAACUAGGUACGCCAACAGUUCCAAUGAUUACCCAGAUCUCCAAAUAUUCAUGGGUUCAGCGGCUCUAAAUACGAAUAGUGAACUCGUUAAGAGCGUCUAUGGUCUCAGAGACGACUUUUACUCAGCCUUAUACGCGGAUAUAAUCGAUAAGGAAGCAUACAGUGUGGUGCCGUCACUGAUACACCCGAAGAGUAGAGGUUACAUUAAGCUGAGAGACAAUAAUGUCGCACACAAGCCAAUCAUAGUUCCGCUGUAUUUCGACCAUCCGAAUGAUCUGGAGGUUUUGGUAGAAGGAGUCUAUUUUGCCUACAACCUCAGCCAAACCUGGGCUAUGAAGGAAUUAAAUGCACGUCCCAACUCCAACGUGAUUCCAGAGUGUGCUUAUUUGAAUUUCCCGUCACGAGAUUAUUGGCGUUGCUACGCACGAUUUUUUUCAUGGAACCUGUAUCACCAUACUUCUACUUGUAAAAUGGGCCCUGCUGACGACAAAAUGGCUGUAGUAGACUCACGCCUGAGGGUCUACGGCGUAAAUCGUCUUCGGGUUGUGGAUGCUUCUAUUAUGCCAACUAUUACAUCCGGAAAUCCCAACGCGCCGACUAUCAUGAUCGCUGAAAAGGCAGCAGAUCUUAUCAAGAAAGAUAACCCCAUCUUUUCCGGUGGAUGCAAGACCUCAAAUGUCAGAGCUUCGGAAAACAUCUUCCCAGCAUGGCAAGGCUACGAUUACGCAUAG